Messenger RNA from Tarenaya hassleriana, 1262 nucleotides. RefSeq lists its product as uncharacterized. Bases 1 to 1167 code for a protein of 388 amino acids. The record is from RefSeq and is a predicted model, not a curated record. The transcript has 2 exons. NCBI's taxonomy places the organism in Eukaryota, Viridiplantae, Streptophyta, Magnoliopsida, Brassicales, Cleomaceae.
AUGUCCACCGACGCUGCCACAUCUGCUGGCUCUGUUCCUCCAGCCACCGACAAUGUGCUCCCAUAUGAUCCGGCGAAUCUGACAGCACCGUUAAUCAAUAUCAAUGUCGUGAAUGUCACCAAACUUUCGGCGACGAAUUAUCUUACUUGGAGCCUACAGUUCCGAUCACUUCUCGAAGGAUACAAUCUUCAAGACUUUCUCAACCCAGCCAUGGAUAUUGCUCCGACGAUAACAGAAGCCAAUGUCGAGAAAACCAAUCCGCGGUUUUCUCCUUGGUUUCGGCAGGACAGAUUGAUCUUCUCGUCUCUUCUUGGAUCAAUCUCCCUCUCCUGCCAAGCAUUGAUUGCGCGUGCAACAACCACCAGCGAGGCCUGGACCACCCUCGCCUCCACAUACGGCCGCUCUAGCCGAGGCCAUAUCAAACAGAUCAAAGACACGAUGAAGAGGUUCACCAAAGGCGGCAAAUCAAUUGACGAAUACAUGCAUUUCUUCAAAUGCAAGGCAGACGAACUCGCACUCCUCGGAAAACCGCUCGACCAUGAGGAUCUGGUUGAUCUCAUCCUCGCUGGCCUAAGUGACGAUUUCAAACCCGUCAUUGACGCGAUUAACGCCCGAGACUCUCCCAUCUCCUUUGUUGAACUUCAUGAGCGAUUGCUCAACCAUGAAUCGGUCCUCCUCAGUGUCAACAAUCACUCCUCAGUUCUGCCCAUCACCGCCAACAACACGCAAUCGCGGUCUCAUGAAGCUUCUUCCCGUCCACCAUGGCAGCACCAACCGAGAGCAUCUUCAGAUUCUUCUGCUUCACACAACCGCAAGCCUUCUCAAGGCUACAAAGGAAAGUGCAAGCUUUGCGGCGUUCAAGGUCACAGUGCGAAACGCUGUCACCUUCUCCGCUCCCCUGGUGGUCCUUCGCUGAAUCAACCCUCUCUUUCGCCAUGGCAACCUCGGGCUCAUCAUACAUCUCUCGCUGCUCCGCCGACCCCUCCAACGUGGCUCUUGGAUUCCGGUGCCUCUCACCACAUCACGUCGGACUUGACCAACCUCUCCCUUCAUGCGCCUUACACCGGUGGAGAUGAUGUCGAGCUUGGUGAUGGCUCAAGCCAUCCUAUCACACACUCGGGUGAAGGAUCUCGAAACGGGAGUGCAACUCACAACCGGAAUGCUUAAGGAUGGUGUGUAUGAAUGGCCACAAUCCGUCCCCUUCUCCUCUCGGUCUCCUAAAGCUCUUUCGUCAAUAAAGACUUCCUUCUCGGAUUGGCACA